CGAUAACCAAUGUCAUCGUGGUGCUGAGGCUUUUGCAAACCAAAAAUGUCUGCCUAAGGGAAACUCGUAACUGAUAUAGAGGAUAUUUUACACAGGUGUUGCCGUUUUAACCAUAGACAGUCUAUGGUUUUAACCCACAUUUCGCUCUUUUGAGGCGUUUUGCAAGAAAGCGAGUCUUCACCAGAUGACCCCAGUCGGGAUUUUAAGGUUUCUAGAUCGGCAGGAUGAAUCCUCAGCAGCGGAUUGCCGCUCUCGGAACAGACAAGGAAUUGAGUGACCUGCUGGAUUUCAGUGCGAUGUUCUCCCCACCUGUGAGCGGAGCGAAGAACAGGCCCACCACCCUCGGCAGCAGUCGGUUCACUGCAGCAGGUGUGGAGGAGCGGACCAACCAGGCGUCUUGGGCCCCAGGUGGCGAGCCCACUCCCCCCUACGAGUCCUCCCGGGGUUUCGCUGACAGUCCUCAUUACGGCGAUCAUUUGAGUGACAGUCGAUUAGUGUCCCAUGAAGGAUUGUCCCCAACACCUUUCAUGAACUCCAACAUAAUGGGUAAAUCAGAGCGGGCUCCGUUUCCUGGCUAUGGGAGGAAUCCUGGAGCAUCUGGCGGCCAGUCUUCCUCUGUAAGGUCGGACGUCGGGAUGGCGAGUCCGAGUCCGGUGACUCCGUCAAGGAAGUCUUCUGCUCCUUUCUACUCCUUCACUGCAGCCAAUCCUAGAAGACGUCCUCUGCAAGAUCCUCCAAUCAGUGAUCCUCUACAAACAAAAAAGGUUCGCAAGGUCCCUCCUGGCCUGCCUUCAUCUGUGUACGCACCAUCUCCAAACUCAGAAGACUACAACAGAGAGUCCCCUUCUUACUCUUCUCCGAAACCCUCCAGCAGUAUGUUUGCAAGCACUUUCUAUGAUGGUACCCACAGUUCGUCUGAUCCUUGGAACUCGUCCAAUGGGAUCAGUCAGCCCAGCUACACGGGAAUGCUCUCCGGAUCUUCAUCUCACAUGCCACAGUCAGGAAACUACAACGGCAUGCACGCACACGACCGUUUGAAUUACCCCUCACACUCUCCUGACAUCAAUGCCAGUCUUCCUCCCAUGUCCAGCUUCCAUCGAAGCAACAACAGCACUUCGCCAUUCGUCACCGCAGCGCACAGCUCGUCUGUCAACACAGGCGAUGGGGUCAUGGCUGCUGCAAAUCGGGGGAACACCACUGGAAGCUCAGAGACUGGAGAUGCAUUGGGCAAGGCUUUAGCUUCGAUUUACUCACCUGACCAUACUAGCAGUAGUUUUCCCUCCAACCCGUCGACACCUGUGGGUUCUCCUUCACCUCUGAGCGCCCCAGCAGGUGCUGCCUCAGCAGGGACCGCUGCUGGCCCCCCGUCUGGAAGGCCAGGUACCAACCAGUGGCCCCGCGCUGGAGGACAGACUCCGUCCUCUCCAAACUAUGAGAACUCCCUUCACUCCCUGUCUCGAAUGGAGGAUCGUCUGGACAGACUGGAUGAUGCAAUCCUCGUUCUGAGGAACCAUGCAGUCGGCUCCACCGCCAGUCUGCCCAGCGACAUACACAGUCUGCUGGGACAGGCACAAAACGGGCCAAUCGCAGCCCUCGGACUAAACUUCCCCGCCUCUGCAUUGGCUCCAAGUCGGACAGCAGCGAUGCAGGGCGGGGCCCACGCUGACGAUGCUGCCGGCCUCAACAACAACAACAACAACAACAGCCACGGAGGCCCGCCCAGCGCCAGCUCCACAUCCACUGCAGAACUCCACCACCAGUUGGAAACCUUCAGAGGUCUGGCCUCUGCUCUGGCCGGCCAGCUGCCCGGCGCUCUGGGGCUGAAGCUGGAGAAACACGACAAAGAUGACAUGAACCACCUCUCCAACGAUGACAAGUCGGAUGAUGAGGGCGACAGAAAAAAUAUGAUGACACCCAGAGGAGGCACACGCACGAGUUCUUUCUCACACAGCAUUGAGGAUGAGGACCUGAAUCCGGAGCAGAAGGCCGAGCGUGAGCGUGAGAGGAGGAUGGCUAACAACUCCCGUGAACGCCUAAGGGUGCGAGACAUCAACGAGGCCUUUAAGGAGCUGGGUCACAUGGUCCAGGUGCACCUGAAGAGCGAGAAGCCCCAGACCAAACUGCUCAUCCUCCAUCAGGCCGUGGCUGUCAUACUCAACCUGGAGCAGCAAGUCAGAGAGAGGAAUCUGAACCCCAAAGCAGCCUGCCUUAAGAGGAGGGAGGAGGAGAAAGUGUCCUCGGGCUCCGGGGACCGUCCAGGCCACGCCGACUCCUCUAACCCCAUGGGCCACCUCUGAGCAGCACACAGAUCAAAGCGAUCCACAUCAUCUCUGUCUGUGACCUUGCUUCUCAGUGACAGACAGGACUCACAGUUUGUGACACCAAUCGAAGGAGACAGACCACUUGAAGCAAAAAACGACGAGACUAACACAAUCCAGUCCUAGAAGAUUGAAGAAGAGCCGAGCGAAGCGUCCAGCUCCGUGUGAGCAGUUUCCAUCUGCAAAAUGUCUCCCCACAAAGAAAAAGUCUUCAGCACAUAUCACUGUCUGCAAGAAGUGUUGUUGCUUCUGAACAAUCAGAGACUUCGCAAUCUCCUCCAACCAUACGUGGAAAUUGCCUUGUGCCUAAACUGAAUUGACAAAUGCAUUGUAACAGCAAUUUCUUUUGUUUGUUUGUUUGUUUUUUUCCUUCUAUUUAUGAUGUUAUUGAACUACAGUAUGCAGUGUAUGUCUAAAGGGAACGUUGAGCAAAUUGAAAGAGAAGUAUGCAGCUUUUCAGUUUAUCUAUAGUUUGCCAGUGUCACCAUUAAAACUGAACACUCUGAAGCCAAAUCUCUGGCGAGUCCGAGAGGAGGGGGCGAUAUUUGAGCACUGAGAAAAUUAAUUUAUUGGCCAGUUUAGAGUGAUAUCUAUAGCCCACUGUCAAUGAUCACUAGCUUUUAGAAAUAACCGUCCCAUAACAAUAAGAACAGAGCCUAUAUUAUUUAUAUUUGAUCUAUACUGCCACUGACCACAUGUAACUCCUUAUGUUUCAGCUUAUGUGAUAACGACCCCCAGCAUAAUUGGCACGACUAAGUUAGCAUUACCAUAUUGUCUACAAAAGGUGAUGAAUGGCAAACUCUAGGUUUACUGAAAGCUCAGGUGUAGUUGUGUGUUUUUCAUCGUUAGGGAGAAGUGAAAUGUUUGCAAACCUUAGCAUUCCCUUCAUAUUUGUUGUGUCUUAACUAAAAGAAAAAGGGGAUCGUAUUGCCCUUCCUUUUGCCAUAUAGUGUUAAAUGUAAGCAAUGAGAUAUGUUUGCAGAUUCGUCUUGAUUAAGACGUAGUUAAGAAAGAAAACAAAUGCCGACGACCACACUUUCUCCUGGCCUGAUAAACACAUCCCUUGUUCUGGUAAUAUCUCAAGACAUUUUCAAACGCAGUUAUUCUAAGAUUUUUAGUUAUGCUUAUUUGUGUUGUAACAAGUCAUUUUUUAUUCUUCCAGCAUUAUCAUGUCCAGUUUCAGUCAGUUUUAACUUAUUUUCUAUUAUGUUUUCAUCCAAUAUAUAAAAACAGACCAGAUAUUUCAUGCAUUUCUGGAAUAUCAAAGAACUGUAGCACAAUAAUUUCUUUUAUGUUUUAAGACAUUCAUGGCUUUCAUUUGUUUUCCCUAUCAGUGUGCAUGCUUCAUGUUUGCCCUGGGUCUUAAGACUUGCUUUAUAUUCCAUGUAUUUCUUUGUAUAUUGUCUUCUAUCAUUAUCUACAACUUAAACAAGGCUGCCACAUUCGGAAUCAGAAACAGAUUUGGAUAGUCUUUACAAAAAAGGGACUAACCGUGAGCUUACAAUAAAUAUUUUAUAUUUUAAAUUGUUGUUCUUUAAAGAAAAAAAAUCUCAAGCUAAUUAUGUGAAUUUUUUUCUUGCUAUGAUCUCAGGAUUCAUGUUGGCAGACUUUGUUUAAGGAAUAGUGUGUGUGUCACUUCCUGCUCUUUUUUUAAUUUCAUGUGUUCCUACAGUAUAUUGCUUUGCUCCUCUGUUGCCAGGUUAGACUGCUGUAUUCCCAGAUGCUUUCCCUUGUAUAAUAUAUGAGAAAAAAGAACAUUUAAAAAAGAAAAAAAAACAUUUGGCUUAUUUUUCACUGUAGUUAGUCUUUUAUACAAUAAUACUGUAAGAAUAUUUCUUGAAUUCUAAAUAUUACUCUUUCUAGAUUUUUGAAAGCAAAAGUUUUGAGUAAAAAGUUUCUUACUUUAUUUUACUAUAUUAGAUAGUAAAAUGUAUGGUUAUUUACAAUAGCCUGUCCAUUAUUACAAGAUAUUCAGAAAUGCCAUCUCAAGAACAAAGCAUAAAUGUUGCUCGUAGUCUAACACAUUAAAAGACUAUCUACGAGCUCCAAAUUACUAAAAGUGCGACCUCCAUUUUCAUUUUCAGUCUCGUUGUUGAUUGAUCAAAUAUUUGUCCUGUUGUCAAAUGAAAAGGUUUUGUUGAUGCGCAUAAAAAAAACUGCGGCAAUGAGAAUUCGAAUUUUCUGUCUUUUCCAACAGAAAAACACAAUGUAUAUAACAUUUAUGUUGCAAUAAAUGUGCCAUCUUUUUUCUAAAUUCAA
This is a messenger RNA of Gymnodraco acuticeps, 4577 nucleotides long. RefSeq names its product transcription factor 12 (gene tcf12). Gene Ontology annotation, molecular function: DNA-binding transcription factor activity, RNA polymerase II-specific; protein dimerization activity; RNA polymerase II cis-regulatory region sequence-specific DNA binding. The coding region runs from base 225 to 2297 and encodes 690 amino acids. NCBI's taxonomy places the organism in Eukaryota, Metazoa, Chordata, Actinopteri, Perciformes, Bathydraconidae. The record is from RefSeq and is a predicted model, not a curated record. Gene Ontology annotation, biological process: regulation of transcription by RNA polymerase II. Gene Ontology annotation, cellular component: transcription regulator complex. The transcript has 20 exons.